AUUGGUAAUUAUUAAUUAGGUGCUGGACGCUGGGACGUCCUUUUUGGGUUUAGUAUUUUGUCUCUUCUCUUUUCCUUCUUGUCUCAAGCAACUCUAAAAGGAAUCAUUAGCUCUGUGAUAACCGCCUCGCCUAGCCAUGUCUACAACAGCGUGGCAGAUCGGUGGUCGUGUGUGGGUCUCCAUUAAUAAACAAUGGUCUCCAGCAACCAUAACUAACGUCACCAGCACCGAAGUAUCAUUUGCCAGUGAAUAUGGACAACAAUGCACUCUACCAAGAGACUCCUUGAACCACGACACAGUGACCCAGAUGCACCAGACUAGUAUUGACAGUGUUGAUGAUAUGGCUUCACUUGGGGACCUUCAUGAGGCGGCCAUUUUAUACAACAUCUACCAACGAUAUACCAGGGACACUAUAUACACAUACAUCGGUUCCAUUCUAUCAGCUGUUAAUCCCUAUAAACUGAUUGAUGGUGUGUAUGGGGUGGAGCUAAUGCAGAGUUACAUGAAGAGGCAGCUGGGAGACCUCCCGCCUCACAUAUACGCCAUCGCUAACGAGAUAUAUGAGUCAAUGUGGAGGAAGAGGGAGAACCAAUGUGCUUUAAUUAGUGGUGAAAGUGGUGCUGGGAAAACAGAAUCAACAAAGUUUAUAUUAAGUUAUCUCUCAGCGAUGAGUCAGCAAGCCUGUCCAUCAGCAGCUGGUAAAUAUGCAGUUGAGGCUGCCAUUUUACAGAGCAGUCCAAUUUUGGAAGCAUUUGGUAAUGCAAAGACUGUCUAUAAUAACAACAGCAGUCGUUUUGGAAAAUUCAUUUUACUCAAUUUUGCUGAGGCUGGUAACAUCAUUGGUGGUCAGAUCACUGACUAUCUUUUAGAAAAGAAUCGUGUUGUACGUCAGAACCCAUUGGAGAGAAACUUUCAUGUCUUCUAUGCACUCCUGGUUGGGUCUGAUCCAGCUGGAAAAGAGAGGCUCCAGCUGCAAGGUCCAGAGUCCUAUCAUUAUCUCAAUCAGAGUGGGUGUGUCAGUGACCCAACCAUUAACGACCAGCAAGACUUCCUACACAUUAGAGAAGCAUUUGAGAUUAUGCAAGUUCCAGCCCAACAGUUCAGUGAUUUGAUGUCAGUCCUUGCUGGAAUUUUGAAAGUGGGUAACAUCACGUUUGGUAAAGCAGGUGGGGCACAAGUCUCGGAUAAGUCAGCUCUUGAAGCAGCCGCUAGCUGUUUGAGUGUUGAGUCCUUCCGACUCUCUGAUGCUCUCACUCAAAAAUUUAUGAAGCUAAGAGGGGAGGAGAUAACCACACCCCUCACUCUAGAACAAGCAGUUGAUUCUCGUGAUUCUCUCUCUAUGGCACUCUAUGCUAACGCCUUUCGUUGGGUUUUGGAGAAAAUUAACGUGCGAAUCCGUGGGAAAGGACACUUUGCUACAGCUGGAGUGUUGGAUAUUUUUGGUUUUGAGAAUUUUGAAAUUAAUCGUUUUGAGCAAUUUAAUAUUAAUUUUGCAAAUGAGAAGCUCCAGGAAUAUUUCAACAAGCACAUCUUUUCCCUCGAGCAGCACGAAUACAGCAAGGAAGGGAUAGAUUGGGCUGACAUUGAUUGGGUGGACAAUGCCGAGUGUCUUAACCUCAUCGAGAGGAAAUUGGGUAUACUGGAUCUGUUGAAUGAGGAGAGUCGGUUUCCUAAAGGAACGGAUCAGAGUUUACUGGAGAAACUCCACAACUCACACAAGGACAACGCGUUCUACAUAAAACCAAAAGUGAACAACAACAAGUUUGGUAUCAGACAUUACGCAGGCGACGUCUUUUAUGAUGUCGUUGGUUUACUGGAGAAGAACAGAGACUCUUUCAGAGACGACAUGCUUAAAGUUCUAAAAGACACAAAAUCUGAUUUUGUUUAUGACCUGUUUGCUCACAUGACACUUGACGAGGAUACCUCGUCAGGUGGGCGGGCCUUCAAGAUGGAUCGUAGAGGAGGCGGAGCCAAGAAAAAAGCAACAGUCAGCACCCAAUUCAAGACUUCUCUCCAUUCACUCAUGACAGAGCUAGGUCAGGCUAACCCGUAUUUUGUGAGGUGCAUAAAACCAAACGGAGAAAAAGUUAAAGACAAAUUUGUACCUCAAAUGGUCCUCAAUCAGCUCAAGUACUCCGGAAUGAUGGAAACCGUCCGUAUACGAAGAUCAGGGUAUCCAGUGAGGAGACUUUUUGCUGAUUUUAUGUUUCGAUAUGAUGUCUUGGGGCGGAGUUUGGGUUUGGAAGGGAAGGGAGAGAUAGAGGCAUGUAGAUUAAUAAUGGCGUCACAAGACAGUUCUAAGAAAGACUGGCAGAUUGGUAAAACAAAGGUACAGUGUAUGCUAACAAUGCAAUGUAUUGGUGCUAUCUAUGAGUGCAUGUACAUGUACGUGCCAUACCACUACUUGAUGUACAACGUAUCAUUAGUCAUACACUCACAAAUAUUACUAUUAUACUAACUAACUACAUGUACAGUAACUACACACACACACUAUCUAUCAAACUGUUUAUCAGUAUAUUCUCAUCAUUUGACGUACAACUCA
Molecule: messenger RNA, 2542 nt
Organism: Amphimedon queenslandica
Lineage: Eukaryota; Metazoa; Porifera; Demospongiae; Haplosclerida; Niphatidae
Product: unconventional myosin-X
Exons: 16
Coding region: 137-2458 (773 amino acids)
Cellular component (GO): myosin complex
Molecular function (GO): cytoskeletal motor activity; ATP binding
Source: RefSeq, a predicted model, not a curated record